CUUUAGUUACAUCAGUUGAAAUGACGGAACAUCGUUUUUUUCCCAAUUUCAGAAUAAACUUCUCUGUUCCCUGGAGGUUUGAGGAUGGAGGACAGUGAGGGUCACAGCUCUGCACACCAAGGAUCUGGUGAUGGAGUGAUGAGCACUAUGAAUUUAUAUGCCACUCUGGGGCUCUCUCCAGAAGACGUGGAUGCUCUGGCCCAGAUUCCAGAGAACGAGAUAAGUGUGGAGACUUUGCCUUAUCUGAUAAUGCAACUGAAGGCCAAACGAGCCAAGCAAGAGGGACAGGGAGAGGCCUCCCCGAAGAGAGACAGCCGGCAGGAGGAUACAGAUGAUGGAGACCGCAGCAAACGGGACAGUCCCCCUACAGUCCCUCGCCAGUCCAACAGCCAUUGUGACACUGACUAUAGGAGAGUGGAGAUUCACAGUCGACCAGAGCGGACUGAGGCAAGGAGAAAUUCCCGUCACACUAGGUCCUCAAGGGGAAAAAUAUCCGACAGCCAGCAAAAGUUUCCUUUCUCCUAUCAAGUGGAUGAUUUUCAUGGAGUUGUGCCCAAGAUUUACCCACACACAUGCUCUCUAUGCUUCUGCAUGUUGAAUUCUUCUAAGGUAAGCUUUGUUAUAUUUCAAUACUCUUGCAGUUGGACUGUAUAGCUAUAUAAUUUUAAUCAGAACACUCAACCUUCCAUGAUGGCAUUCAUUUUGCUUAAUAUGAGUUUGCUUUUUUCACAGACAUGGAAGGAUCAUCUCAAUGGAUUACGCCAUGUGGAGGGCUGUCGAGAACUCUUGCGUCUGUAAGUGUUUCCAUGCAAAGUGAAACAUUUAGAAAAUGGACUGAUACAGGUCAAAAAAUCAAUUGAGAUAUGUCCUGUUACCUGGUUUUAUUUCUUUUUUUCUUCUUCUUUUUUUUUUUUUACAGAUAUCCAGAUUGGAAAAUACGUGAUACCGGGAGGGAAAUGUGAGGGGCAUGAAAUGAAUCUUUAUGUUGAAAAUAGGCAUGUCAUGAUUUAAACCAUUAGCCGUUCCUCAUCUUACUUAGCACUGUUUACAUUACCUUCCAGGUCCAACUCCAUCCCAAGUAGAGAUGCUAUUUCACCACCCAGAAAAAUGCCACGUCCUGCUAUGCCUUACAAGAGACAACAUGGCUCAGACCGCGUACGAGGUCAUAACCCGAGUCCCGUUCCAAAAUCAAGUUUGAUCCAGACCAAAUAAGGCCCAAUUGCAAACCACUUCAAAAUAAAUACUAUCUCCUUUCAUGUUUUCAUCUUUAGGUGAAGUCUGGUCAGCACCAGAAAGACACCAUUUGAAGCCCAAGGUAAUUAUGUCCCUUUUGUGGCAAUGUUUUCUUAUAAAUAGAUAAUUUUUAAUUGGCUACUUAUGAUGUUGUUUAUUUAAAGCUGCGUGCUUGAAUGUGUGAUUAUGUUUUGCUUUAGGCUGGCACGAAGGUGGUGGUCACAAAAUUUCCCCUUGGCUCUGUUGGUGUUGAAGACUUGAUGACUUUGGCUAAGCCAUUCGGCACAGUUGUAAAACAUCUGGUGUUCCCCUGCAAGGUAAAUUACACACUUAUAUUUGUAUUUUUUUACGGAGGAAUAGGCACUCAUCUCUUAAAGAUGCACUAUGCAGAAAUCGCUCCGCCAUUUCCUGGUUGCUAAAAUUCUAAUAGUUCGCCUAAUUUCAGUUUAUGUGACAAAUCGAGCAAGUAUAGUGUAGAGAAUCAUUGUGCCAUCUAAACCGCUGUGACAUAUCUUUUCAAUAGCCAGCAAUGUUGUCUUUUCAGCUGAUUGAUGCUGGUGUACAAAACCGAACGUAAAAUACUAAACUUAAGCACGGGAAGCAUAGAAAUAGGGCACAUAGAACAUAUCUACCGCUUCUUAGACUUGCUUUCAAUGAGAAUUACAGAUCUAUAACUCAUUUCUAUGUGAAUUUGGUCAGGUCGCCCAAAAAGUUAAAUUUUGCAUAUUAUUAUUAUUAUUUUUUAACAUUAUCUCAACCCAAAAAAAGUUACAUCUGUAGUUGAACGUUUAUUGGAUGAUUCAGUGUUGUAUUUUUGUUACAGGGAUUCCUGGAGUUUGGUUCGCACAAAGAGGCAGUCAAUAUGGUGAAUCACUUCAGUGAAAAGCAAGCGUUCGUGAAGGGAAAUAAGUUGAUUCUGUACCUGUCACCUAUGGUGUGCAGUAUACAUGUAAGUGCACCUGCCUCUUAAAAGUUUGAGAUUCUGUAUUCUUAAUCACAGAGAUCCCAGUAUGAGCUUGUUUUUUCCUUUAGCCGCCAAGGUUGGAUGAACCACCAGAAAAACGGCAGACCAAACAAGUUACCAAUACAGUGGUUUGUUUUUCCCGCAUACCUCCUGGGAAGGAAAGAGAACCAGAGAUUCUCGAUCUCGCCAAGAUGUUUGGGGAUGUGCGGCAUUCAACAUUUUCAGGUGAUCAGGUAAGGUUCGCGCAAUAUGGAAUUGAAGUGUGAUCAAUUCAAUUCUGCAAAUUUCUCUGGUGAUUUCAAAUAGAAAACAAUAAAAAAUUCUGAAUAGCAUGGGAUUGUAUGACUAGAAUAGAUCAAUUCAACACCAAAACCUCCAUUAUGCAGCACCUUCUCUAGCUUUGUCUAAUGAAUUCUCCCUUAUUCAUCUGCAGGCCCUGAUUGAGAUGGUAGAUUGGAAAGAUGCUGACAUUAUGGUGAAGUACUACCACUCCAACCCCCUCAAGAUCAAUGGAAAGAGUGUCAAAGUAUUCUUGUCAUCGUCACUGAAGCGCCUGAGGUAAGUAAGAGUCCUUCAACUGGGGCUAUGGGACUCAUCAGGAAGUUUGUGUCAGGGAAGUUUACCUCAAUGGUUUUUGCCUUGUAGAGAAAGUCCUGACUCCACCACAUCCAGAAGAGCAGAUUCCAGUAAAGGCCGCAGCAGCAGACACAAGAGUGAGGAGACCAGCAAGACCUCAAACUCCACGAACAAAGAGAAACCCAGUACAGGCAAACAACCUACUGAGAAAGUAUUGGAACAAGGAGAAGAUCAACAAAUUACCUCAGAGGAGGUCAAGGAAGUGAUCAAGCAGGAUAUCAAGGAGGAGGACAUUGAUUUGGAAAACAAAGAUCUAGACGAAGAGGGCGUCCAGGUGAAAGCUGAACAAAGCUUGUUAGAUGACGAGGUUGGAAGUGGUGUUGAUACUAAAAACCCUGCUCCUUCCAAAAGUGCCUCUCUGGUGGCUGAUUCUAAAGAUAAGGGGGAACCCGAAAUCUCAGAACUGUUGGCAGACAAUACCUUGGAGGCUUCUGACAUAAAGGCUGCCGAUGAUCCAGCUCUGUGUGAUGCUGAUGUCUCAAUGGAGAACAUGAUGGAAAAGGAGAGCUUUCAUGAAGAUGUAAGAAAUUCUUGUCAUUCAUAUUUGUGACCGGAACCAACAAAGAAAGGCUUAUUGUUCUCAUAAUUGAAAAUACGUUUGUCAAGUAACCAAGAUGUGGGUUCCUAGCAAUGGGUUCUUAAAGCAUGUGUGCUUCAACUCUUCAACUUGGUUGAAGUUCUGGGAGCUUCGCUGAGAAUGUAGUUUGGUUGAGAUCCUCCACUGAUCAGUUGAAACAGAUGUGGCCAUAUUAUGCCUAGAACCACUGAAAUCUGGCUGAGGUUUCAGUGGCAAAUAAUUUUUUCCUGAAACUUCAGAUUGAACCUCAUCAAUCUAGACAAACAGUCAAGAUGUUUUCUGUGACUCAUGUCAGCAGUGGCUGGUUUGAGUCAUGGAUUGUUGGAAUAUUGAGUUUGCUUGGUACCAUAGCACACUAUGUACAGUGCCUUCUGAAAGUAUUCAUACCCCUUGACUUAUUCUAAAUUUUGCUGUUAAAGCCUGAAUGAAAAUUUGAUUUCCUCACCCAUCUACACACAAUACCUGUUAUUACAAAGUGAAAACAAAUUUAUGGAAAAAAUUACAGAAUUAUUCACACCCCUGAGUCAAUACAUGUUAGAAUCACCUUUGGCAGCGAGUCUUUCUGGGUGAGUCUAAGAGCUUUUCAGACCUAGAUUGUACAAUAUUUGCACAUUUAUUAUUGUAAAAAUUAUUUAAGCUCUGACAAGUUGGUUGUUGAUCAUUGCUAGACAGACACUUUCAAGUCUUGCCAUAGAUUUUCAAGCAGAUUUAAGUAAAACUGUAACUAGGCCACUCAGGAACAUUCAAUGUCGUCUUGGUAAGCAACUCCAGUGUAGAUUUGGCCUUGUGUUUUAGGUUAUUGUCCUGCUGAAAGGUGAAUUUGUCUGCCAGUGUCUGUUGUAAAGCAGACUGAACCACGUUUUCCUCUAGGAUUUUGCCUGGGCUUAGCUCCAUUCCGUUUAUUUUUAUCCCAAAAAAACCUCACUAGUCCUUCACAAUGGCAAGCAAACGCAUAACGUGAUGCGUUCACCACCAUGCUUGAAAAUAUGAAGUGUGGUACUCAGUGAUGUGUUGGAUUUGCCCCAAACACAACGCUUUGUAUUAUUUAGUUCCUUAUUGCAACAGGAUGUAUGUUUUGGAAUAUUUUUAUUUUGUACAGGCUUCCUUUUCACUCUGUCAUUUAGGUUAGUAUUCUGGAGUAACUACAAUGUUGUUGAUCCGUCCUCAGUUUUCUCCUAUCACAGCCAUUCAACUCUGUAACUGCUUUAAAGUCACCAUUGGCCUCAUGGUGAAAUCCCUGAGCAGUUUCCUUCCUCUCUGGCAACUGAGAUAGAGGCAUCCUUCCUAUCUUUGUAGUGGCCUGGGUGUGUUGAUACACUAUCCAAAGUGUAGUUAAUAAUUAAACCAUGCUCAAAGGGAUAGUCUCUCUUUUUUGUCAUUUUUUUUUUACCCAUCUACCAAUUGGAGCCCUUAUUUGCGAGGCAUUGGAAAACCUCCCUGGUCUUUGUGGUUGAAUCUGUGUUUGAAAUUCACCUUACAAUUAUCUGUAUGUGUGGGGUACAGAGAUUUGGGAAAAUCAUGUUAAACGCUAUUAUUGCACACAGUGUGUCCUUGCAACUUAUGUGACUUGUUAAGCAAAUUUUUACUCCUGAACUUAUUUAGGCUUGCCAUAACAAAAGGGUUGAAUACUUAUUGGACUUCAAGACAUUUCAGCUUUUAAUUUUAAAUUAAUUUGCAAAAACUUCUGAAAACAUAAUUCUACUUUGACGUUAUGGGGUAUUGUUUGACAAUGUACAUUUUAAAUUCAGUCUGUGACAACAAUGUUGAUAAAGUCAAGGGGUGUGAAUACUUUCUGAAGGCACUGUAUGUAGGGUAUAUGAUGUGCUCAGGGGUUAUUAAUUCCAUCAGUUUAAUGAGUGCCCUACAAAUCAGAUGGAGAUAAGCUUUGAAGGGUCUCCUUUAUAUUCCAUGGUUGAAUAUCAAAGGUGAUCGAGACAUCUCUGUACAAGCUCCAAUUGUUUCCAGAAAACCUAGACUGUCAGUAGUAAUGCAGAACAGGUGCUUAAGCACUCGAAAGUCAGCCAAACAUUGUAGAUGUAUGGAUCAGUAGACAUGCCUAUCCGUUCAGCCCUAACAUGGUUAACCUGGACUGACCAAGAGGUUUGAAUAACAAAUGACAGCUUAAAAUAUCCUUUGUAAUAGUGCAGCCACAGAGUUCACUUCCUAGUUUUAAGAGACAUGGCUCUAUAUCAUAGUUCAAGACUAUUGAAUACAGUUUUGCAUACUUUUAUGUUCAGUGUUUGAGCCGCUUUUGACAGUUUCCAAUUGCAACCUCACAAGUAUUUGUCAUGAGAUUUGAUAUGAUUCUGGUGCAGCACUGUGGAACUUGAAACUCGUGAAUUAACUUAUUGAUGUUCUGUACUUAUUUCCAACAGGACAAUAUGGAUGACAUGGAUUUCCCAGAGAAUAUGGAUGAUUUUGUUACAUUGGAUGAACUCGACAACAAUACUGGAGGGGACACAUUGCUGGGUAAGCAAUGAAUGAUGCAAAACAUUUAUUUAUUGGCAGCAAAGGACAUAACAAUUAUUACGGUUUAGCCUGUGUGGAUAACACAUUAAGAAAAUAAUCUGCAGAUCAUCAUUUAUAGUAAUAAUUACUUUUGUUUUUAUUUGCAGAGUCAAAGGAUGCUUCAUGGGUUGGUAUUCCUCCAAAAACGACAAAUUUAGAAACGUCUACUUGGAAUGUGUCAAGUGUAGAAGAGUUGUUUUAUCCAACGUUAUUGAUAGUAGGUUGCUCAGUAAAAUUGUUUUCUACAGGAUGGAAAAGUUGUCCAAAUUAGCCCAAUUAGAAAGGGCUAUGGAAGCGUGGAGGUGGCCCUAUUGAAACUGGCAGAGCGGGCAAAUGUGAAAGUUGUCAACCAUUACAUAUCCUUCGUCAGACAGGAGGUAUGUUCAUAGUUAUGUUACUUGCAGAUAUGUUAUUUGGGGAUCAGUGUGUUUUAUUUUGAAUGGUACUUAUCUAGUUUUCUUUAUGGGAUGGAAAUAAUGUUGUCGUAGGUGAAUAACAAUUUGACAUUCACGUAUUUUGGCAUACAGGAAAGAGUUUUACUCAACCCCUGAUUUGUGCAAGCGUUUGCUGUCCUAGUUUUUAUGACAUUGAGCUUUUUCUAUAUUUUCAGGCAUGGUUAGAGCUUGAAACUACAGAGGAAGUACGUGAAAUGGUGAAAUUCUACAAAGGCAAAGGACAGUUGUUGCGGAAACGUGUCGAUGUUAGCAUGUGCUUUUCACUGAAAAAGUUGGAGGUGGGUUUGGUGUCUGCUAAAUGGUGUAGUAUGCAUCUGAUGAAAGAAUUUAGUUAUAAACUCAACUACACACCUAGCAUAGUCAAUAUUUGUAACACAAAGAUGCAUACUAUGUGUAAUGUGACUUUGUUUCUGUCAAUGUAGAGUCCUAGUGGGAGAUCCAUCUACAUUUGUAUGCUUCCACUCCAGAAGUACUCGGACGUCUCUCUGUUACGACUUGCCCAGCCUUUCGGGAAAAUCACUGGCUAUAAUUUGAACUGGCGUCAUGGAAAGGUAAAGUUUCACCGGCCCAUUUUUUAGGGGGGAGUUUGUUUUUCUAUUGAUAACGGACUCUCACAUGGAUUUUUAUUCUUCUUUCAGUGUUAUAUCCAGUUGGAGAGUGUGGAAGCCGCACAGAAGAUGGUGAAGUACUUCGAACGUCCACACAAGUUUUACGGUACCCUGUUAAGGGUCAGUUUGUGCAAAAAGGGAGACUCACUAAUAUACUGGUAAAUAAUUUUCAAUGACCCCUAAGAAUAUGCAGUAGAGUAGAUGGAAAUGAUAGUUAGACUAAAUGGAAUUUGAAGAAUGCUAGUAUCCUAUUCAGUCCAUGUCCACUGCCAGUUUAAUUGAUUGGAAUCUAUUGGAAGAAUAUACAGCCAAUAAAAUUAUCUGAUAAAUAAUGUUGUGAUCUAUGGUUAAACUGGACUGUAUGAGGGUUGUAUCUAAGUACACUUUCAUGAUGUAGUACUGCAUGACAUUGUAUUCUGCUCUUCUGAUCCAGGAAACCACCAGUCAAAUAUGAGCUGUGGUUGGCCGGUCAGAAAAACAGAAGAUCAAGAGAUCACCAUGGAGAUGAAAAGACCAAUGGCCAGUCAGCCAAAAGCCCCUCUCCAGAAGUGAAAGAGAUGGUUAUUUGCUAUGUUUUUGUUUCCUUAAUUUAAACAAGGUGAAAGGUUGCCUUUUUAGUUAAAUGCUAGCUGAUUAUUUAUGCAUUUAAUUUUGACAUGUUCGUGAACAAUCCUUUUACAGUUACCGGUUAGUCAAGAAGUAAUCAGUCAAUGCACUUCACACAGAGAAGAGUGAAGAUAUUUCUUGGUGUUGGUCUCAGGCUAAUUAGAACAAAUGAGUGAUAGACAUGAUUGUGUUUGUAUGGCCAGGAUGUCCAGAGCCCUGUGUCUGACAGUGAGGGGGUCUGUGGGGACCCUGAGGGUGAGGAAGCCAGUGGUGUGGAAGCUAUCCCGGAGGGAGAAGAGGAGGAGGAGGAGAAGCAGGAGGAACCUCUGGGUCCUUAUCAACCUGACAACCCUGUUGGUAAGAGGCUAGAGAAAAACAGACUUCUGUUUGUGUGGCUGUCUUUUUUUUAUUAUCGAGUGACAGGGAUCUAAUAAAUAUAUUUUAGUGCCAUAUCGUCAGAACACAAACAUGUUGUGGUCCUCUGUAGCUCAGCUGGUAGAGCACGGCGCUUGUAACGCCAAGGUAGUGGGUUUGAUCCCCGGGACCACCCAUACACAAAAAAAAUGUAUGCACGCAUGACUGUAAGUCGCUUUGGAUAAAAGCGUCUGCUAAAUGGCAUAUUAUAUAUUAUAUUAUUGUGUUUUUUUCUCUCCUUUUACUUGCAGGGUUAGACUAUCUGGUACCAAGGACUGGAUUAUUCUGCAAACUGUGCAACAUCUUCUACACCAAUGAGAAAACAGCCAAAUCAGUCCACUGUAGCAGUGAGGAACAUUACAUGAACCUUAAGGUAAUUUUCAACUAUGACGAGUCAGUCUUAGGAAUCAUACUUUGUGGUGUGGCGUAUUUGUAAGAAAGUGUAGUUGACCUUGGAGGCCAGAAUACAUUCUCAACAUUCGUUGGGUUUCACUGUCAAGGGAAACCUUGUUUUAUUUAAGCUGGUAUCACCUAUGCUUGUGGAAUCUCAACCAAAUGGAAAGAUACAGGACUUUUUAGGGGAUCUGUUUUAGCUUGUGUUAUGGGUUAAUAUUCCAUAGAUAAUGCAUUGAAAAUGUAAACUUUUAUUUUUUUAGGGAAAGAUGGAUAAAGAUAAACAGACCCCGGCUGAUUGAGAGGAUUGUCGUCCACCUGUAGUCUUCCCAGAGGAAGGCCGUUUUAGUAUAAAUGUUUGUCUGGUUUGUUUUUAACAUUCCAUUUUUUUUUUGUUACUAUUGACAUUAGGUUACCCAUUUAAAAUUAAUUAAUGCAUGCAGCCUAUUAUGAAAUGUAGUCCCAUUCUGUGGUUAUGAAUAGUACCUGGAUAUAGUUUCCUCUUAUUGAAUAAACAAAUGUUUGAUUUCUGGAAUUAAUUUUGUCACAUCUUAUGGCUAACAUUUACUCUGAACCUACUGACCUUAACAUAUUUGACAGAGGCCUAUGGUUGUUUGUCAAUGGUCAACUGUCAUUUAUCAAUGACAAGGACAUGUGCACAGGAGCGGCUGGAACUACAUCCCAGAAUUUUCCAUUACCCAGAGAACCAUCUGGUGCUUGACUGUGACAGCAGUGAUGGCUAAGAUCCACCCAGCCUGUGGCAAGGAGCAGUACAUCGUUGGAGGAAAGGACAAAUGGGGGAGAUUGUUUGGUCUAAACCAACAUGAAAGAUUUACGCCAUACAGGCCUAGAUGCUUUUGAAUGAUAAACCAAGAGUUCAGUAAAUGUAUUCCAUAACAUUUUACAUUUCACACAAACUCUAGGCUAUAAAAAUGUAAGAGUUGCACACUCUAUAUACAAGCUUCCAGUAUUUUAUUGGGUAAACCACUGUUUUGGCAUCACAGGGUAAUUUCAUAAAUGAUUGAACCAGGAUAUGUAGACAAACAGUGCAAUUAGUGCAACCAAUGACAAUAGUGAAGGGGUGUGUCAUAAUUAUUAAGGUGAUGAGAAUGGAAAAAAAUGAAACUGUUAAAAGACUAGUUUACAGCUUGUUGAAUAUAUUAGACUAUAUAUAUAGCAACAUAUUUAGAUAAUGUACAAAGUACUGAACAAAAAUAUAAACGCAACAAUGUCAAAGAUUUUACAGAGUUACAGUUCAUGUAAGGAAAUCCGUGAAUUGAAAUAAAUAAAUUAGGCCCUAAUCUAUGGGUUUCACAUGACUGGGCAGGGGUGCAGCCAUGAGUGGGUCUGGGAGGGCAUAGGCCCACCCACUGGGGAGCAAGGCCCAGCCAAUCAGAAUUACUGUUUCCCCACAAAAGGGCUUUAUUACAGAAAUAAAUACUCCUCACUUUCAUCAGCUGUCCGGGUGGCUGGUCUCAGACGAUCCCACAGGUGAAGAAGCCGGAUGUGGAGGUCCUGGGCUGGCGUGGUUACACAUGGUCUGCGGUUGUGAGGACGUACUGCCAAAUUCUCUAAGAAUUGGUAGAGAAAUUAACAAAUUUUCUGGCAGCAGCUCUGGUGGACAUUCCUGCAGUCAGCAUGCCAAUUGCACACUUCCUCAAAACUUGAGACAUCUGUGGCAUUGUGUUGUGUGACAAAACUGCAUAUUUUAGAGUGGCCUUUUAUUGUCCCCAGCACAACGUGCACCUGUGUAAUGAUCAUGCUGUUUAAUCAUGCUGCACCUGUUAGGAGGAUGGAUUAUCUUGGCAAAGGAGAAACGUUCACUAACAAGGAUGUUAACAAAUGUGUGCCCAAAAUUUGAGAGAAAUCAGCAUUUUGCGUAUAGAAAAAUUCUGGGGUCUUGUAUUUCAGCUCAUAAAAUAUGCGACCAACAUUUUACAUUUAUAUUUUUGUUCCGAAUAUUAGCAUAGACAUACAUUAUUUAAUUUAUUUUCAGAUACAUAUUUAAUUGUUUCCAUUUAAUCUCAUCUUUGUUACAUGCAAUCUUUUGGUUCAACCGUAAUGCACAAUAAGCAUCAUCAACAAAUCUGUAUGUGGAACAAGUUGUGGAAGCAUUAAUUUACAAAACAGACACACACACCCUACUUUCUAAAAUCCUAUGGAAGAGAUAUAUCAAGGAUGUCUUUGUGCUCUGGGAAGGAAGUCAGCAGGAACUAAAUGAAUUCCAAACUCUGCUAAAUGGGAGCACUAAAUAUCUCAAAUUCAUCAUGCAGACUGAUGAGAGAAAAAUAAACUAUCUGGACUUAUGGAUCAUUAAAGAGAAUAAUGCAUUACACAAAGAGGUAUACACAAAGCCCACAGACCGCAACACCCUGCUAUGUGUGGACAGUGUGCAUCCCCUUCCCCUUAAGAAUGGUUUACCAUAUAAAAGUAAUAAUAAUGAAUAUGCCAUUUAGCAGACGCUUUUAUCCAAAGCGACUUACAGUCAUGUGUGCAUACAUUUUUGCAUAUAACCAGUUGUGCUUGGUUAAAUGCAUCUGUGGCCAACAGUCAGAUUUUGACAACAAUGCUAAGAAAAUGACAGACAAAUUCAAAAUGAGAGGCUACAAGGACAAAACUCUUGAUGAUGAAAAUAAAAAUAAAAACAAGAGAGGAAUUGCUAAAAACUAAACCAAAGAAGAAAAAUAACACAACAGUCUUUUGCACUAAGUACACCAAGUGUUCGUAGAAAAUGAAAGCAAUCCUGGAAAAGCACUGGCAUAUUCUGCAAUCAGACAAAAUAAAUGCACACCUCUUCAAGGAACCCCCACUGGUGGUCUACAAGCCUGGCCACAAUAUUGGGAACAGCCUAUUGAGAUCUGACCUGCCCACUCAGACACUCUUGGCAGCCAUUUUAAAUAGGAACUACAAAUGUGGCUCAUGUGCACAGCGAGACAGCACUACAAAACAUAUUUUUUCAGACUCCCACACACAGGUCGAAAAAUCCCUGUUAGGGGUGUUAUCUCAUGCGGGACAAAGGGAGUAAAAUAUAUCAUCACCUGUCCACGUGGGAAAGCCUACGUAGGACAAACGAAUAGACAAUUAAAACAACUAACAGCUGAACAACGCAGCUCAAUCAGGUGUAAAACACUGACUAUCCAGUAGCAGCUCACUUUGUUGAAGCUAACCAUCUGAUCUCCUCCCUCAAAUACACAGGUAUCGAGCAUGUUACUCUACCAAGGAGAGGAUGUAACGUCGAGACCCUGCUACUACAGAGGGAGGCCUACUGGAUAUCCUAUCUAAAAACACUGACCCCUAGUGGUCUGAACAUUGACUUUGCCCUCAGGCCGUUUCUAUGAACAAGUCUCCGUUUUUAUGAACAAGUCUACUAAAUGAACAUAUUCUUUCAACAACUUAUCAGCGUGCACCCAAGACGUUCCCUUUGUUGAUGAUGCUUAUUAUGCAUUACGGUUGAACCAAAAGAUGACAUGUAACAAAGAUUAAAUGAAAGAAACAAUUAAAUAUGUAUAUGAAAUGUAGUUCAAUAAUAAUGUAUGUUGAUGCUAAUACUAAAUGUAUGUAUAAUAUCUAAUUACGUUGCAAUAUAACAAUAGCGCACUCGAGGUUGGUGGCACCUUAAUUGGGGAGGAUGGGCUCGUGGUAAUGGCUGGAGCGGAAUUAGUGGAAAGGUAUCAAACACAUGGUUUCUAUGUGUUUGAUGCCAUUCCAUUAGCGCCGUUCCAGCCAUUAUUAUGAGCCGUCCUCCCCUCAGUAGCCUCCACUGCAAUAGCCAUAUAAUUUAUAUUCAACAUGUUGUAAACUAUUGUCUUUUAACAGUUUAAUUUUUGUAAAUUCUCAUCACCCUAUUAAUUAUGACACACCCCUCACUAUUGUCAUUGGUUGCAUUAAUUGCACUGUUUGUCUACAUAACCUGGUUCAAGCAUUCAUUACAUUACACUGAAGAAGGCACAGUGAUGACAAAAUGUUGGUGCUUUACCCAAUAAAUUACUGGGAGCUUGUAUAUAGAGUGUGCAACUCUAUUUAUAUUUAUAGCCUAGAGUUAACUCGUCAUUAGUCAGCUCCUUUACCAACUUUUUGGGGUGUGCGCCAGCUCAUGUUUUUAUUAGACAUUUCAUACAGUACUCAUACAUCUGGGUACAUUAAGUAACAUAAAUGAAACAAGAAAAAAAUACAUAUAAUUUAAGUACUUUAACAAGUAUUUAACUUAACAUUCAAUACUGAACAUGACAAUUUUUCAUAAAGAAAUCAUGCAACGAAGGUAGUUCUAUAAAAAGAAAAAUGGCUGUAGUGCGUUGCAUUCACAUUCCACAGUGUAGUAAAGAAUAAGACUAGUGGUGCUGUAAAUUACCUGAAUAAAGAAUAUUGUAAUUUAAUACUAUUGUGACUAUCAUUACAAUGACUUUUCAAAAUAACAUUUCUUCUUGGACAAUUGCACAGUUGCUGUCAUGUCACAAUCGUGUUGACAGAAACCUUGAACACCCGUCUGAUGCGCAAACAACAUCCACUCCGACAGAAAUGACACACCUGACUGUGUAACUGAGUGAAG
Messenger RNA from Coregonus sp. 'balchen', 12940 nucleotides. The record is from the annotation of a GenBank genome assembly. NCBI's taxonomy places the organism in Eukaryota, Metazoa, Chordata, Actinopteri, Salmoniformes, Salmonidae.